Molecule: messenger RNA, 2700 nt
Organism: Rhizoctonia solani
Lineage: Eukaryota; Fungi; Basidiomycota; Agaricomycetes; Cantharellales; Ceratobasidiaceae
Product: Retrotransposable element Tf2 protein
Exons: 6
Coding region: 1-2700 (899 amino acids)
Molecular function (GO): nucleic acid binding
Source: RefSeq, a predicted model, not a curated record
AUGUCAUGGCUUAAAAAGCACAAUCCCCAAAUCUCGUGGGAAAAGCACACACUUGUCUUCAACUCAUCCUAUUGUUCCAAUAAUUGUCUAUCUGUACCUACGGUCUUAGAACUCAAGGCAGUAGAAGAAAUACCACUUCCAUACCAGGAAUUCUCUAGGGUGUUUUCAGAAGAAGAAUCCUCAAAACUGCCACCUCACCGCCCAUAUGACAUUGCUAUUGAGUUACUCCCUGAUGCAAAACCCCGACACGGCCCCAUUUACAGCCUAGGUCCAAAGGAAGACGCCGAACUAAGGGAAACCAUUGAAAAACAGCUUAAAGCAGGUCUGAUCCGCCCAUCCAAAUCUCCCAUGGCAUCUCCAAUAUUAUUUGUCAAAAAGAAGAACGGGAAAUUACGCAUCAUGACCAAGAAAAACGCUUACCCCCUACCCUUGCCACAAAACCUUAUUGAGAAACUACAAGGUGCUAAGAUCUUUAGUAAAUUUGAUCUUAGGGCAGGCUACAACUUAGUCCAAAUUAAAGAAGGCGAUGAAUGGAAAACCGCUUUCAAAACUAAAUACGGAUUAUUUGAAUACUUGGUUAUGCCUUUUGGAUUGACAAAUGCGCCAGCAGCCUUUCAGGACAUGAUGAACAAAAUAUUCAGAGAUCUCUUGGACGAUAAUGACCUUUUUUGCAAUAUUGAGAAAUGCCAUUUCCACGUCAAGAAAAUUGAUUAUCUAGGGUUUAUCAUAUCUGAAUUCGGUAUAGAAGUUGAUCAAUCAAAAGUCACAGACGCCUUAAAUUGGUCAACACCUAAGAAUGUCAAAAACAUCCAAGAAUUCUUAGGAUUUGUGAACUUCUAUAGACGGUUUAUCCCUAACUUUGGAAAUAUGGCACAACCACUGUACAAUUUGCUCAAGAAAGAUAGUAAUUGGAGAUGGGAAUCAGCAGAACAACAAUCUUUUGACGGCCUUAAAAAAUGUCUUACUUCAGCGCCCUUGCUUUUACAACCUGACACCACAAGACAAUUUUAUGUGGAAUGCAACGCAUUGGAUUAUGCCACUGGAGCAAUACUAUCCCAACGCAACUCUGAAGGGAAAUUGGCUCCAGUAGCCUAUCUGUCCAAAUCCUUAUCCCCUGCCGAAAAAAAUUACAAUAUCUUUGACAAGGAACUGUUGGCGGUCAUUAGAGCAUUUAAAGAAUGGCGCCAUUUGUUAGAAGGAUCUGAAUUGCCGGUCCAAGUUCUGACGGAUCAUAAGAACUUGGAGUACUUUUCCACAUCUCAAUCUUUAAAUAAACGGCAAAUUAGAUGGGCCAAUUUCCUAGUUGAUUACAAUUUCCAGAUCAUUUACAGGCCCGGAGCGCAGAAUAAAAAAGCUGAUAUCCUCUCGCAACGCUACGAUUUAGUGCCCCUUGAAGGAGGGGUAGAGAACCAAGUUCUCCUGAAACCGGAACUUUUCAUUGCAUCAAUCACUCCGGAUCAGGAAAUCAACAAUCUAAUUGGCAAAGCCAUUUAUGAAGAUAACCGUCUGAAAGAAAUCCUACACAAACUUCAGGGCAAGGAAAAGGUCACAGAUUGGGAACUAAAGGAAGGAUUACUAUGGCAUCAAGGGAAAAUCUUUGUACCUAAGGACAAUACUAUUAGAAACCUUAUCUUGGAAUCUAGGCACGACGCAUUAGCUGCGGGACAUCCGGGACAAGCCAGAACUUUGGAACUUGUCUCAAGGAAUUACUAUUGGCCAUCCAUGAAAAAGUUUGUCAACUCCUAUGUCAGCCAUUGUGAAACCUAUUCCCAAACGCCCUUGGGAAGAUAUUGCCUACACAUGAUUGUAGGACUACCAAUCUCAGAAGGGUUUGAUGCCAUCCUCACUGUCAUUGACCAAUUCUCAAAAAUGGUUCACUUCAUUCCCACUCAGUCCACGGCAUCAGCUAUUGAUAUUGCCAAUCUCUUUAUCACAUAUAUAUGGAAAUUACACGGUCUUCCCAGAAGCUGGACAUUAAACCCACAUAUUCUACAGCCUACCAUCCAAACAGAUGGACAGACAGAACAAAUACAACGGGAGGCCGAAAUUUUCAUCCAAAUGUUUGGAAACCACCGCCAAUCAGACUGGGUAUCCCUACUGCCGUUAGCCAAGUUUGCGCUCAACAAUCUCAAACAAUCCUCCACGGGUAAAUCUCCAUUCCAGAUAUGUUAUGGACUAAACCCCCAAUUCUCUUUUUUGGAAAAAGGCUAUGAUGAGGUUAAGGCAGCACUGUCAUUAGCACAAGAACGAAUGAAAUACUUCUACAAUCAAAGGCAUAGGAAAGAAGAAGGAAUCCAAGUAGGGGACAAGGUCUGGUUGAGCCACCAAAAUAUAUCCACCAAUAGACCAUCCAUCAAACUUAGCCAUAAAAAGCUAGGACCUUACUUGGUAGUGGAAAAAAUUGGAUUGCAUGCAUAUAAACUACAACUACCCCAUACCAUGCGCAUACAUCCAGUCUUUCACAUUAAUCUUCUAACAAAAUUCCAUCCUGACCCUCAUGGACGCGACCCUCCUCAACCUGCACCUAUUAUUACAGAAGAAGGUGAGGAAGAAUAUGAAGUUGAAAGAAUUGUGGACAGCAAAUGGAAAGGGCGUGGCAAAUCAAAGAAACUCUGGUAUUUAGUCAAGUGGAAGGGAUACGACAAGGAAGCAACUCGUGGGAACCAGUGGAUAAUGUGGGUAACGCUCAGGAAGCCAUAA